AUGAAGGCCACCGAAGAAGUAGACGUGGACCUUCUUCGCUCCCUCGCGGAGGUAGCGAUGAUCAAGGGCUUCCGCAGCGGGAAGCUGGAGGAGGCCAUCGCGGCGUUGGCGAAGUACGACAGCCAGCAGGCGGGCAUUGCGCUCAUGAGGAGACUUCUCCGACGACUAAUGUCUACGGCGGCCGAGGUUGCUCGCGUCACGAGGGCCGUCCUUCUGCUGUCCACCACCGUGAAGGGGCUGCAGCAUGUCGCUGUGGUCGACGCCGCCCGACUAGCGUCCGAGAGGACCGCCGCCACGACCGCCAGCGACGAUGCUGCUGCGCUUGCGAAAGCCCUGCGCGACACCACCGAGGGGUUGGAAGGCACGGUGGCCACCCUCGAGACCGCGGCCGCUGCUGACGCCGAAAGUUGUCGCACGAUGGAGAGCGACCUUCGGGCCGACUUCGUCGCCGCUCACGGCACCAACGACGCUCUGCAGGCCACCGUGGACGAGCAGCAGCGGGCUCCCGAGGUCGCGGCGGAACGCUCCGGGCUGGCUGUCCGUCGGCUCGAGGACCAGCUGCAGAGUUCUCGACGCGACGCUUCCCAGGGGCGAGCUUCCACGCUCGCCGUUCGCCAAGAGCUAGCGGCGUGCGAGGACGACGUGGCUGAGGUGGACGAGGCGUCGGUCGCACUCUCCCUCGUGGCCGCGGAGAGCACUAUCCUCCUCGGAGGGGGUCUCCAGCCGGCCACCUCCAGGCCUGCGGAGGUCACCACACGGGAAGGGUCCGACCUGUCGGCAGCUAACGAGGCGCGCCAACGGACAUGGUGA
Ectocarpus sp. CCAP 1310/34 is the source of this 810-nucleotide messenger RNA. NCBI's taxonomy places the organism in Eukaryota, Phaeophyceae, Ectocarpales, Ectocarpaceae. The record is from the annotation of a GenBank genome assembly.